Messenger RNA from Pseudo-nitzschia multistriata, 1815 nucleotides. NCBI's taxonomy places the organism in Eukaryota, Bacillariophyta, Bacillariophyceae, Bacillariales, Bacillariaceae. The record is from the annotation of a GenBank genome assembly.
CGUAGAACGAUUGAGAGGAAAAAGAAUUGCAUUGCCGUACCGGUACUCGUACGUAUCGUACUCGUGCCGAUUCCCACACAAACUUAAAAUCAAGAGUUACAGACAGAUCCCAUGGAACACGGAAUGAACAGAUUCCGUUCAGUUCGUAAAAACCGAUAGCUACGAUACUCCAUCACUCUUACGCUUCAAUUAGUUCGAUAUAAAGAUAACCAUGAAGAAAAAGGACAAAUCCUCCACCAAUAAAAUCAGCAAUAAUGUGACGGUUGGAACACUUGCAGAUGCCCAAAAGCCAGACAUGCAAAAGUGGGAAACAGGACGUGGAGCACUAGGGAAAGGUUCCCCGAAAGAUCGCUAUGUUUACUGUGAUUUCGCCCAGAUAAAAGAGGAAGAAUACGAUGUGGAUUAUGAGAUCGAUCAAGAGGGUCUCCUACAAGCUCUCGACGAAUCCACCACUAUGGCGGCGGCUCAAUCUGCACAGCACCAGUCAAUUUCGUAUUUGCAACAACCGCCCCCUGUCUUGCGCGCAUCGGGAUGGGUUCGUUCACAACGGUUCCCGACCAAAUUAUAUGCUUUAUUGUCUCAGCCACAGUUAUCGAACAUAAUCACAUGGAUGCCUCACGGUCGCAGCUGGAAGGUCCUCGAGACCCGCAUCUUUGAGACAUCUGUUUUGCCAGGUAAGACAUUGAAAAAACACCAACCAAAGCAAAAGUGAAAAUCCAUUGCAUUUAUUCGCACUUUCUCAUAUCAUCUAGUAUGGAUACGCCUACCAUAAUGCGCUGGUCUCUUCCUCUCUCCAUUCCUUUCGCACUUCUGAUACCCACCUUUUCAUGCGACAACACAGUCUUCUUUGAAAGCGAUAAUUAUCAUUCUUUCAACCGUGUCAUCAAUGCAUGGAGUUUUCGACGCAAAUCGUCUGGACCAGAUCGCGGAUCCUACUUUCACGAACUGUUCCUAAGAGGAAAACCUCAUUUGCAAAAAUACAUGCGUCGGCUGCCAAGAACCCACAAGAAGUUGGCCAUGUCAAAAUCUGAGGAGCCUGAUUUCUUUGAACUCGAGAAGACAAGUCCUCUGCCUACUCUCGACCAAGCUCGAGCUAGUUUGGAAUCACGCAAGUAUUUAAGACUUCGAGACCACUUUGAUAAAGAAACAGUUGUUCAAGGUGGAAUGGCCGAUCAUAGUAGAUCUCAGCUUCCUGCUCCUCCCCUCGAUAAGAAUGGUAACGACCAGGCAAAACGACAAGGUUCAGAGCAACAUGAUGCAGCUGCGCUCCAAUGUAGGACGAUGCUAGCGACGAAAGGUGCGCCACCAAAAGGUACUGGAACACUUAACAAUGUAGACCAAUUUACCCUUGGCGUUCAACAUAAUGUUAAUGCUCGAAAUGGCUUGAAGGUGCCCGAGUCGCUCUUUCGGCUCAACCACCAAGACAAGCAGCUAAAAGAUCAACUCGAGUUGCAAUCCCGCAUCACUGGGCAACACCAACAGGUUACCAUAAGGCAGCAGCAAGAACAGCAAAUGAUCGCUAGGCAUCACAGAGCUCAAAUCUUACAUCAAUUUGAACAGGAACAAUACCUUCGAGCACAGAGCGUACACAAAGCAGAGCUGACCCAGCAACAAAGUCAAAUGAAUUUGUUGCGUCAAAUGGAUCUUUUGCAACAGCAACAUCAUCAAAGAAAUGGAUUUUGAAGAUUUCGAUUCAAUGUAUUUCCAAUACAUUUCUGUUUCAUCAGUGUUCAAGGGGUGACUUCCAUUCGAUCGGAUAGGACAUUUCAUUAUUGAUAUCACUACUACUCGAAAUUGUACUGUAAAUUGUUCACA